Messenger RNA from Physcomitrium patens, 3704 nucleotides. Its product is annotated as protein SUPPRESSOR OF QUENCHING 1, chloroplastic. Gene Ontology annotation, molecular function: protein binding. NCBI's taxonomy places the organism in Eukaryota, Viridiplantae, Streptophyta, Bryopsida, Funariales, Funariaceae. The record is from RefSeq and is a predicted model, not a curated record.
CUCGGAGACAGAGCGAGAGACAGAGCGAGAGCCACCAUGAAUAUUAUGAACGGAAGCAGAUGACGCUACGUCGUGCAGCCAGUCGUCACCAGCUUCGACAAAUCCACAAAUUCACUGCAGAUUGGAUAGAGCCAGCGAGCAAGAGAGCUUUGCCGCUCGCAAUUCGGAUUUCGUGUCUCUGCAAGGGUAGUGUUGUUGUUGUUGACAGUGCUGUGACGAGCAGCAUCGGAAUUCCGGCGAAGACGUAGUGUGGUGUUGUUUCUUUGGUUGAUUGGACGUGGCCAUGGCGAGCUCGUGCUGCGCCAUGGAGCUGGCGGGCGCCAUCCAGGCUGCGGCUAUCAGAACUGGUGUGGCCCGGAAGGAUGGUGUUCUGCCCCUGAUGUCGCCUGGAAUGGUGAAGCUGGGGCGGGUUCGUGGUGGUGGUGCCAAGGGGCGUGUUGGUGGUGAAUUCGGGAAGGCUUAUCGAGCGGGAGUGGUGGUGAGAGCCGCGGUGAGCGAGGAGGGACAAGGGGUGUCAAUUGCAGACAAAGAGGCGGGCGUUGUGCGCGGGGUGUUGUUUGAUAUGGACGGGGUGUUGUGUGACAGCGAGCAUUGCUCUCGGAAGGCUGCCGUUGAGUUGUUUGCUGAGAUGGGGUACAAUGUCACCGAAGAGGAUUUCAUUCCGUUCAUGGGAACCGGUGAAGCUAAUUUUCUUGGCGGAGUGGCGAAGAAGUACGGAGUGAAGGAUUUUGACACUGUUUCAGCGAAAAGACGCUUCUUCCAAAUCUACAUUGAGAAGUUCGCCCCACCAAAUUCUGGACUAGGAUAUCCUGGAGCUCUGGACCUGAUUCUCCAGUGUAAAGAGGCCGGCCUUAAACUCGCGGUGGCGUCGAGUGCGGAUAGAGUCAAAGUGGACGCAAACCUUGCAGCUGCAGGCUUCCCUCAAUCCAACUUUGAUGCGAUAGUUUCGGCGGAUUUGUUUGAGAAUUUGAAGCCCGCUCCGGACAUUUUCAUCGCAGCUGCAAAGAGUCUGGGGCUGCCAACACAUGAGUGUGUAGUGAUUGAAGAUGCAUAUGCUGGCAUACAGGCAGCUAGAGCGGCUGGCAUGAGGUGUAUUUCGGUGACAACUACUCUCAGCGAGGAGAAGCUGAUGGAGGCCGGACCCCAGCUGGUUAGAAAGGACAUUUCUAGAAUCACACUGAAGGAUAUUCAAGAGCUAGGAAGACACGGAUUCGAAAGUGCUUAUGCUACGAAGGAUGUGAACCCUAGCUUGAGCAACAGUUAUCAGGCAGCCCUUAAUGCCGAAGUUCCAUUACCUGGCGGAUUCUCCACAACUAGACGUGAGGUGCUGAAGCUUGGUAGUCUUGCAAUUGGUUUAGGAAGCGCCUAUUUCAGUGCGACUCACCUCAAGGCGCUUUCUUAUGCGUCCCCCAAGGCUUUACUUAAUGCUCUUCAAGGUGUUGGCCAGCCACUUCUUGCGAAUGGAUCUGAACUGGCUCGUCCAGAACGCGUUCGUCAGUUCAAGCAAUACAUAACCGACAUUGAGUCAAAAGGAGCUGGACAGGUAGUACCUGAAUUUCAACCAAAGCUUGAGUGGCUGAACACCGCUCCUUUGUCACUUAAGAAGGAUUUGAAGGGUAAAGUUGUGGUGCUGGAUUUCUGGACUUACUGUUGCAUAAACUGUAUGCAUAUACUCCCGGAUCUUGCAUUCUUGGAGAAAAAGUACAAAGACCAGCCGAUGACUGUGAUCGGAGUGCACUCUGCUAAAUUCGACAAUGAAAAAGAUUCCGCAGCCAUUCGGAACGCUGUUCUCCGUUACGAUGUCACUCACCCGGUGGUAAAUGAUGGAGAGAUGACUAUGUGGAGGCAAUUAGGCGUGAGCUCAUGGCCGACUCUGGCAGUAGUAAGCCCAAAAGGCAGAUUGAUUGCCAUGUUGUCCGGAGAGGGUCAUCGAGAGGAUCUGGAUGAUCUCUUAGAGGCAUCACUUGAAUUCUAUGGAGAGAAGAAUCUUUUGGACGCUAAGCCUCUCAUUCCAAGCUUAGAGAGGGACAAGGACUCUCGCCUUGUUGCGUCACCUCUUAAGUUUCCUGGAAAACUGACAACAGAUCUUGUUAAUGGUCGCCUGUUCAUAUCCGACAGCAACCAUCACCGUAUUGUGGUAACUGAUUUGGAUGGGAAUUUCAUCGUGAAUGUUGGAGGUGGAGGAGAGGGUCUGAAAGACGGAUCUUUUGAGACUUCUUUGUUCAACCGACCUCAGGGUGUGGCUUACAACGCAUUCAAGAACGUGCUUUAUGUUGCUGAUACUGAAAAUCAUGCUUUGAGAGAAAUAGAUCUUGCUAAAGAGACAGUCCGAACGCUCGCUGGAAACGGUAUCAAGGGUUCAGAUUACCGGGGUGGCAAGAAGGGUUCAGCCCAGGUCCUGAAUUCACCCUGGGACGUCGCUCACGAUGCAGAGGGUGGCUUCGUAUACAUCGCAAUGGCUGGUCAGCAUCAGAUUUGGCGCUAUAAUAUUGCAGAUGGAAGAGCUGAAGUGUUUAGUGGGGAUGGUUAUGAGCGAAACCAAAAUGGAAAAAGGGGAAAAGAUACUUCGUAUGCCCAACCAUCUGGAAUCUCUUUUACACCAGAUUUCAAAUAUAUGUAUCUUGCCGACAGCGAGAGCAGUUCUAUCCGAAGAGUGGACAUGACGACGGGAGGUUCUAAAUUGUUAGCGGGUGGUGAUCCAACAUUUUCAGAUAAUCUAUUUCAGUUUGGUGACAGGGAUGGAGUAGGUUCCAAUGCUCAAUUGCAGCAUCCAUUAGGAGUUCUAUACAGUUCAGAAGGGCUGGUUUAUGUUGCUGACUCCUAUAAUCACAAGAUAAAAGUUCUCAAUCCAAGUACCCAAAAGGUCACCACACUAGCCGGCACUGGAACUGCUGGAUUUAAGGAUGGGACGGCUCAGGAAGGACAGCUGUCAGAGCCCGCUGGAAUCGCACUGGGUCCAGACGGUAAGCUUUAUGUAGCUGAUACCAACAACAGCCUCAUCAGAGUUCUAGACCUUCAGGCACAAGGUGGACCUAAGAUAGAAACUCUGGAGUUGAAAGGUGUACAGCCACCGAGUGUUGCUGCACCUACCGGUCCUCGACGACUUCGACAGCGGCUUUCAUCCGACACGCAAGUGAUACGCAUCGAUCCAAUUACUUCUCUUAAUGGUGACUUGCAGCUUCAAAUUUCACUUGCUCCUGGGUACCAUUUCAGUAAUGAGGCUCAAAGCAAGUACGAGGUAGAACUGGAGAUGGACAGUGGCGUAACCCUGGAUCCUGCCACAGGCACUAUUGGACCUGACGGCAAUGCGAUAAUUCAUUUUAAGAGAGAUCUUAAUUCCGCUUCUAAAUUUACUACUCGAGUAUCUUGCAAGGUCUAUUUUUGCAAGGAAGAUCAAGUUUGUCUUUAUAAAGCUUUAGUAUUCGAUGUCCCAUUCUCCAGCGAAGUGGUCAACGAUGCUUCGCAAAAGGUGACCCUUUCAGCUUUGGUCAAGCCUGCAGCAGUUGCAAAGAAAAGUUUCGCAGAUAAAAUUUGAUAGUUAGCAUCUAGAACUGAAGUCCGCAGAGUAGAAACUACGAUGGGGUCUCGAGGUUUUGUAUUGCUAAAUUAUUUGAGAAUUUGAUUGUACACAACGCUAGGAAGACAUUGUAAUGCUUUCUGUCAAUAUAGCGAUCCAUAAUAAAUGACUUAAUCGUUUGCUGUUA